CGUGGGAUUGCUCCCGCCAUAUUCGCCUCGAGAUCGGAGACGACCCGAUUGAGAGUUGUCCCUGCCAGCCCUAGCUGACUGGUGACCACCGCCCCGCUACCGUACACAAGACUGAGACCUCUCUCUCUCUCUUAGGUGGGACCUCUAAGGAGCCUUACUGCUGCUGUCUUCUAUGCAAGGAGUGGCCCUGUAGCGCAAGCGACGUCCGAGCCACUGGCCUUCUCAGACAAUUGCAAAAGUCGUUGCUUGUCGGCUCGCGGCCACUGCAAGAGCUCAGGGUCCGACUUCAGCGGCUGUCACUUGUCAGAGACUAUAGCAGGACGUCUUCGUCACGAUGACUCCAAACCCGGAUGAUCUGAAGGCGUGGGAAGGCUUAAUCGUUCCUCGAUCUUUUCAACCAUGGCUCGUAGCAACCUCUUGGGUUGUCAGUCUUGUCGGCUCACAAACAACCGUAGAGCUUCUUUCGAGAUUGACCGCUGGUCGUGGCUGGUAUAACAUUUACCUUCUCGGCGGAUCUUCAACUGUCAUGGGAAGCGUUGCGAUCUGGAGCAUGCACUUUUUAGCGAAUCGUGCCAUCUCUCUCAACCAUGGACGUCCCGGAUUUCAGAUUGACUAUAGUUACGGGUGCACGGCAGCGUCGAUAUUCCUUCCAAUCACAGUCCUCCCUUUUGCUUUCUGGGUUGUUGGUUCAACUGAACAGUUCAGCGUCAAACGAAUGGUGAUUAGCGGUACGGUCGUGGCCGGAGCCAUCUGCGGAAUGCACUAUCUUGGCCAGCAAGGUAUCGCCAAUUAUGACUGUGUCUAUCGUCCUGAGCUGGUCGUUGUCUCCGCCCUGAUUGCCGAAGCUGCAAGCCUUCUGGCGUUAAAAGUCUUCUUCAACUUGAGAAAAUCCUGGACAGAUCAUUGGUACAAGCGUGUUCCUGUUGCAAUUGUACUUGCAACAACCGUCUCUGGCAUGCACUGGACAGCAUCUGUCGGCACGAAUUAUCGCUUGAGAGCAUUUGAUGAUGCACCGAAAAAGAAUCUCUCUGGAUGGCAGAGUAUGAUUAUUGUCAUUGUUCUGUCUAUUUCUGCAUGCAUCAUUCUCAUGACGAUUGCGAUCCUUUGUCAAGUGACAAGGAAACGAACAAUGAACCGAGCUCAACAAGUUGUUGUUGCUUGUGCCACUUUUGACAGUGAAGGUCGACUCAUGACCACAGCAGAGGGCUACCUUCCCAGCGAGAAGAUCACGGAUGCGUUCGAGGAACAGUCAUUGGAAGAUAUCUUUGGCAUCGGUCAUCCGGUGUAUACCUGGUUAUUCCGUGCAACAAGAAACUGGCGAACAAUUCUGAAAUUGAUCCCGCGCAUGCGUUCACACCUGCGUGCAAACUCAAUCCUAAAAGACUCAAGACCCGGAACUUCUUCAGAUGAUGCAUCUAACUUUCCCAAUUCACCCUCAGAUACCAGCUACUCUGUGACCUUCCGUGAACUUUUCUGUGUGGCAGCAGCUUCUCUCGCAGACCAAGUACAUCAGCCUCUCGACCGCAUUGGAGUUCUCUAUGACAAGAUGAUGGUGACCGGGACAACGAAACGGUUCAGGGAUCACGGAAGAUUCUCACAGCGUCCAAUUUUUGCUUCGGAUGAUCUUGAAGCUGCGCCACCUCAACCUCCACCCGUGGUCUUCGGUCGAGGAAAGCUGCUUUUUCUUGUGCGCAGAACAAACAGAGCAGACACUGCUAGUCUUCGAGGUGCCGGCUUUAGAUUUUCGCGUAUCGACUACGUGCUGGACUUUCUCGCGAGAAGUAUGCAAGUCAACCGCGAUGAACUUGCCAACUACCUUGCCGGCAUGUACGAAUACUCAAAGACCCAAAAAUAUCUCGACCCUGGUGUGUAUAUUGCCUGCUUCGCUCUGCGUCCGAUGAGCCUCACCAAGUCAUUUGAAAUCCUUGUACGGAAAAGCGCAAGGGCUCAGCUCCCAGCAAUCUCUCUUGAUCUGGCCGAAUUGAAGCCUGGUCAAGCUGACUUUUUUGCGCAAUUUGAUGGCAUGACUGCCGCCAAGGUAGUUGAAUCGCUGGAAAAUUAUCGAUUUGGCAGAUAUUCUGGCGAUAGCGAGCUCGCCCCAGCUUUUCUUCGGUACCUGAAGCAGUUGUUGCGGUUGGUCAAUGAUCCCUGUUUCUUCAGUGCCGUUUUUUAUGGCAGACCUUGUUCAGCACCAUGCUCUCUUUCUCAGGAAAACAGUGCACGUCAAGCCACGCUCUUCGCCUUCUACAUAGCGGAUGCUCAUUUGACCGCCAAAGCUGCUGAAUGCGGCCAACUGAUGUUUUCGCCUUUCAAUUUGUUCAACGACCGCCAGAGAUGCUACGACGGUUGCCCAGACCAUGAGGCUUUUGCUCGCAGAAUGUUCCGAGAAUUUGCCCCAGUCCUGAAAAAGGAAAAGUCGAUGAAUGGCAGCAACUCGGAAAGACGAGCAUCAAACAUCGAAAGUCUGGCAAGACCAGCCGUGAAGCGGUGGUUUUCGUUUUGGCCCUUUACCAAAAAGAAGACCACGGAUGCGAGCAACACCAUUCAUCCUGAUGACGCUUCAGACUUGAAUCUUGUCCAAGUGAACAGCAGCCAACGUCACAGUGCCAUAGUCGUCCGGUCAGACUUCGCAGUCGAAGAGAGCAGGAGACCAAGCAUUGAAGAGAUUCAGGAGCUUCGCGCUUAUGGCUGUGCCACUGGCGCAGAAUUUGACGAUACGAAAAACUUUGCCGAUGUCUUGUGGGAAGCCGCGCUUGCAAGACGAGGCUCUAGAUGAUCCUGACGUCGCAUGAAAACGAUUUCGAAGUUGCGCUUGCUUUCUUAUGACUAGACCUUUUUUAAUCAUUCAUGGCGUAUUUUCGACCAUUGUUGAUACCAGUUUGGCGUCACAGGGCGUGCUU
Messenger RNA from Xylona heveae TC161, 2900 nucleotides. RefSeq lists its product as hypothetical. The transcript has 5 exons. NCBI's taxonomy places the organism in Eukaryota, Fungi, Ascomycota, Xylonomycetes, Xylonales, Xylonaceae. The record is from RefSeq and is a predicted model, not a curated record. Bases 335 to 2776 code for a protein of 813 amino acids.